CAGUUUGGAUUGAAAUUAAAUGUGAUCUCCACUUAGUUUUCUGUGUUGUGCAGCAGCCUUGCUGCUCUCAGUGUCCUUAAGUUCCAGCCAAUCACUGAUGAUCUAGGAUAUGUAACGCCUGUGUUUUAAGGACAAAUCUUUCACUUGAGUCAGUACAGCACUAGUAGAGCACCGAAACGCAACAAUGUUGGCAAGAGUUUUUGCUAUUACAAUUCUUAUUGGGUCAUCGAUGAUUGACACCAAAGAGGUUCCUCGUAUCGUCUCUUUGAAAACAGCAAGACUUGGAGAUAAUGUUACUUUACAUUGUGGUGCUGAAAAGGAAAGUAGAAAUAUGCAUUUCUGGUACAAGCAAUUGAUUGGAUAUGUUCCCCAAGCGGUCGCUUCAAUAGUGUAUAAGCGUGGUCAAAUUUUCCCUCCUUUCGAUUCAAGUUUCACUGCAGCAGAACCAGACAUGGAUCUGAACAUUAGAUCUGUGAGUAAAGAAGAUGAAGCAAACUAUUUCUGCCAAGAGCAUUAUUCAAAGAAUUGGAGUGGAAUUUUUUUGUCUGUCAAAGAUCCCAAUGAACAGAGGUUUGUCUCCCAGACUGUGGUCCAACAGCCUGUGUCUGCAUCAGCUCAGCUGGGAGACCCUGUGGCUCUCCAGUGCUCUAUUACCUCCCAGAGGACGGACCCCAGUAACCAGUGCCAAGGGGAACCCAGUGUGUACUGGUUCAGAUCAGGACCAUCUCACCCUGCUACCAUUUACAUGAAUGUUAACAGGAGUGGUGAAUGUCAGAAUAGUUCUGGGCCUCCGUCUGCUCCACAGAGCUGUGUCUACACUCUCCCCAAGAACAAUGUAGACUCCUCUGAUGCUGGGACCUACUACUGUGCCCUGGCAGCAUGUGGGGAAGUUGUGUUUGGAAAUGGGACCAAGCUGGACAUAACAGGACCCAAGUUGGUUUUUUUAGUUACCGUGGUUCUUGGAAUACUGUUGGCUUGCUGUCUGGUUGUGAUUAUAAUCCUGCUUCUAACCAGAAAUAAAAAGCCAGUUUGUGAGUAUUGCAAAGGAACACUGGGUGCUUCCUACUCUGUCCCACACGACUCAGUGAUUCAGGAACCACAGGACGGGGAAACUGAUACCUUGAACUACGCAGCGUUGGAGUUCUCUGGCAGGAAAACCAGAGGAAGAAAGAAGAACAGUGAAAGGACUCAGGAGAGUGUGUAUUCUGCUGCAAGAGAAACCGGAGACGGUACAGCGCAAGUCCAGCACAAAAAAAUCACAAUGUUAGCAAGAUUGUUUGCUAUGAUACUUCUAAGAGAGGCAUUGCAGAUUGAGACGCAAGAGAUUCCUCGUUGGAUCACUGUGAAUACUGCUGAACUUGGAGAUACUGUUAGUCUAGAUUGUGCAGCUUUACCAGACGAUAGUGUAAGGAUUUACUGGUAUAAGCAAUCUCUUGGAUAUGUUCCCCAAACAGUCGCUGCUAAAACAUAUGAAAAGAUGACAUUCAAUCCACCCUUUCAUUUGAGAUUCACAGUGGGAUCGGACUUUAAUUUGACAAUCAGAAACGUAACUAAAGGCGAUGAAGGAAACUAUUUCUGUCAACAAGGUGUUUUGAACAGUUGGAACAAGGGCACAUUUUUAUCUGUGAAAGAUCCCAAUGACCAGAGGUUUGUCUCCCAGACUGUGGUCCAACAGCCUGUGUCUGCAUCAGCUCAGCUGGGAGACCCUGUGGCUCUCCAGUGCUCUAUUACCUCCCAGAGGACGGACCACAGUAACCAGUGCCAAGGGGAACCCAGUGUGUACUGGUUCAGAUCAGGACCAUCUCACCCUGCUGCCAUUUACAUGAAUGGAAACAGGAGUGGUGAAUGUCAGAAUAGUUCUGGGCCUCCGUCUGCUCCACAGAGCUGUGUCUACACUCUCCCCAAGAACAAUGUAGACUCCUCUGAUGCUGGGACUUACUACUGUGCCCUGGCAGCAUGUGGGGAAGUUGUGUUUGGAAAUGGAACCAAGCUGGACAUAACAGAAACCUACCCUCAUCUGGUUACCGUGGUGCUUGGAAUACUGUUGGCUUGCUGUCUGGUUGGGAAUAUAGUCCAAUUCAUAGCCAGAAAUAAAAAGCAAGUUUGGGAGCAUGGCAAAGGAAUACUGAGUUCCUCUGACCAUGUUGCAACUGACUCAGUGAUUCAGGAACAACAGGACAGGGAAACGGAUUCCUUGAAUUACGCAGCGUUGGAUUUCCCUGGCAGGAAAACCAAAAGGGGGAAAAAGAACACUGAACGGACUGAGGAGAGUCUGUAUUCUGCUGUGAGAGAAACGCGCCACUAAAGAACAGUGAACGGACUGAGGAGAGUCUGUAUUCUGAUGUGAGAGAAACGCGCCACUGAAGUCCAUCAACCAGGUCCUAGUAUAGUUUGAUCUGGUGGAUGAUCAUGUGCAUUACAUUUCUAAAAGGGAUAAAAAGCUAAAGUUAAGAUAUAAGAUACAAUAAAUAAUAUGAUUCUGACAAAGCACAAAUAGCACAACUGUGUACAGCACUGGAAGGGGGUUCGGUUCAAACUAUUUUCUUUUUUUUAAUGGAGAUGAUGAAGCAUAUCAUCUUGGGUUUCUAAUGUAGACACUGUCAGCCAUUGCAAAUAGACCAAAAAUGCUUGCAUUGUGUGCAAUUUUCAGUAAAAUUCUCCUUUUGAUCAGAUCAAAUUGCUUCAUUUGACUAA
Gadus chalcogrammus (walleye pollock) is the source of this 2694-nucleotide messenger RNA. RefSeq lists its product as uncharacterized. Bases 185 to 2305 code for a protein of 706 amino acids. Gene Ontology annotation, biological process: response to bacterium. Lineage: Eukaryota; Metazoa; Chordata; Actinopteri; Gadiformes; Gadidae. The record is from RefSeq and is a predicted model, not a curated record. The transcript has 12 exons.